GUCCAAUGCACUCCAACGCGUAGCGAUAGUGAUUUCACAACACGCCAUCCUAUGAUUGCACCGUUUCGUGGCGCCUGAAGCUUUGUCAACCCUCUUGUGAGAAAAGGAGCAUUGAUCAGUCUACCUCACGACGAGGAUUGAGCGACUAGCCUACAUCAUGUUCCCCUCGCAGAGCAGACCAUCAACGUCUCCUUUUGGUUGGGGGGCCGCUCCAAGUUCUGGUCCUUUUGGCAGUGCGGGCACUCCAAGUUCUGGUCUUUUUGGCAGUGCGGGCACUCCGAGUUCUGGUCCUUUUAGCAGUCUUCCGGCUUCUGCGGUCACUCAUUCACAGAAGCUCAUUCAGCAUAUUGCUAGCUUGUUCAACAACGAAAAGUACUCUGAUGCUACUAUUCAAAUCCAUGAUGUGAUGCUCCCUGUACACAAAUCCAUCAUAUGCAUCCAGAGCGAAUACUUUGAGAAGGCCUUUCAAAAUGAAAGAUUCGAGGAGAGCCAGUCCGGGACGAUAAAAUUCAAAGAAAACAGUGGUGCCGCCUACUGGAGGGUCAUCGAGUACUUAUACAAAGGCGAUUAUUCAGAGGCAUUGUCCACACACGAGUUCGAAGAUGACCCAGAGCAUCUGAGAGAUUCUCGCGUAUACGUUCUAGCGGACAUGUUCCUCUUGGAGGGUUUGAAGACGCUCUCCAUAACGAAGCUACGACUAAAGUUGGAGAAACAUUGGAUGACCGACUUGUUCCUUGAAUGCAUUCGAGAAAUAUACGGUAGCACUUCUAAUGAGACCUGUGGGCUACGGUCAACUGUGAUUGCAGUGGCGACAGGACAUGCGCGUGAUUUAGCCAAGAACGAAGCUUUCAAUAACCUUCUUCGAGAGGGUGGGGAUUUCGCUGCUGAAUACGUCAGCGCCCUGACGAAAACGAUGGCUUUUCGUUAGGACAUAGUGUUCGAUACGCUCGGAUUUGGUGAGAUCAAUAUGCUACAGAACUAUAGCUUGUGUUUCCCCAGCAGAUGUUCAACAAAUUCAAUAACGAAAUUUCCUCCCAUACGGAUAAGGUCGUUGAAUGUUUCUGUCGUAAUUAAGUC
Messenger RNA from Aaosphaeria arxii CBS 175.79, 1077 nucleotides. RefSeq lists its product as uncharacterized. The coding region runs from base 158 to 928 and encodes 256 amino acids. The record is from RefSeq and is a predicted model, not a curated record. Lineage: Eukaryota; Fungi; Ascomycota; Dothideomycetes; Pleosporales. The transcript has 4 exons. Gene Ontology annotation, molecular function: protein binding.